Messenger RNA from Bombina bombina (fire-bellied toad), 644 nucleotides. RefSeq names its product zinc finger protein Eos. The record is from RefSeq and is a predicted model, not a curated record. NCBI's taxonomy places the organism in Eukaryota, Metazoa, Chordata, Amphibia, Anura, Bombinatoridae. The coding region runs from base 21 to 644 and encodes 207 amino acids. Gene Ontology annotation, molecular function: RNA polymerase II cis-regulatory region sequence-specific DNA binding; DNA-binding transcription factor activity. Gene Ontology annotation, biological process: regulation of transcription by RNA polymerase II. The transcript has 3 exons.
CAAAUUCUAUUAAGGUUGAAAUGUACAGUGAUGAUGAAUCUGGCAGACUACUUGGCCAUGAAGACAGACUGAGUGAGAAGGAAGAUGGUGUCAUGGCUGAGGACUCAUUGGUUGAGCCUCUGGGUUAUUGUGAUGGUCCUGGUCAGGAUCCCCACUCGCCUGGAGGCAUCCGUCUCCCCAAUGGAAAGCUGAAGUGUGACAUUUGUGGAAUGGUCUGCAUUGGACCCAAUGUACUUAUGGUGCACAAAAGAAGUCACACAGCACUCAGCGGGGACUUUAUGUUUGAUGCUGUUUCAGGUGAGCGGCCCUUCCACUGCAACCAGUGUGGUGCUUCUUUUACUCAGAAGGGGAAUCUCUUGCGGCACAUCAAACUACAUUCUGGUGAGAAGCCUUUCAAGUGCCCGUUCUGCAACUAUGCUUGUCGGCGUCGGGAUGCACUAACAGGUCACUUACGCACACACGCAGUCGGCAAGCCCUACAAAUGCAACUACUGCGGCCGCAGCUACAAACAGCAGAACACAUUGGAGGAACACAAGGAGCGCUGCCACAACUAUUUACAGAGCCUCAGCAACGAAACCCAGCAUCUUUCUGCACAUCCAGGUGAAUUUGGGACUCCAGAAUGGUACAAGCAAAUAACAAUAUAA